Micromonas pusilla CCMP1545 is the source of this 14269-nucleotide messenger RNA. It is a transcript of the gene FLM, whose product is annotated as filamin like protein. Gene Ontology annotation, biological process: actin cytoskeleton organization. Gene Ontology annotation, molecular function: actin filament binding. The record is from RefSeq and is a predicted model, not a curated record. The transcript has a single exon. The coding region runs from base 1 to 14181 and encodes 4726 amino acids. NCBI's taxonomy places the organism in Eukaryota, Viridiplantae, Chlorophyta, Mamiellophyceae, Mamiellales, Mamiellaceae.
AUGCUCCGCGAGACGGGUCGUCCCGAGACGCCCGCGGCGAGCGGCGGCGGGCGCGUCUCGGACGCUCCCGAGGCCGCGCGACGCCGCGAUCGCUCGCGUUGGGGGGUAUUUGGAUCGUCGCGGUCGACCGCGAGCGUCGACGCGCGCGAGGACGCGCGGGAAGGCGCCAUCGCGCGCUCCCGCGACGGCGCUCGCGAUGCUUGCUCAUCCACCGAUGUCGUCGCGCGCGAGGCGGCGUGUCGAUUCAGCGGACGACGCGAAAAACGGCGAGGCCGCGGGCGACCGGCGCGCGAUACGCGCGACGACGCGACGCGACGCCCCGAGACGCCCGCGCGACGCGCGCGCGGCGCGAGAAACGCCGCCGCCGCCGCGCUCCGCGCGCUAAGCCUCGCGGCGCUGACCCUCCUGAGCCUCGCGCCCUUCGCCGACGGUGCGACGAUCGACGGGACGCGCUCGACGCUGUCGUCGCUCCCGGCGUCCGUCUCCGUGCGCCGAACGACGCGCGUGCGCAUAUCCGGAUACGACGCCGCGGGGGUCAAGCAGACGUCGGGAGGCGACGCCGCGAGCAUCGUGCCCGUGAUCUUCGCGCAGUCGUGCCCCGCGUGCGUCCCAAUCGUGCACGACCACGGCGACGUCGUCGCGACGACGGUGGAGGAUCGCGCCGACGGGGACUACGACGUCCUGUUCGUCCCGAUGAGCACGGGAACGUUCGAGAUGAGGGUCGCGUUUCACGGCGCGAACAAGACGGGGUACGCGCCGGUGUUUAAGGUGGUCGCGGACGGCGCGGCGCCGUCGCAUUACGACGUGAUUCGCCCCGCGACGUUCGUCGCCGGGGACUCGGCGGUGUUUCGAAUCAAAUCCUCCGCGGACUUAGACUUGGACCUGGACGUCGCCGCGGACGCGGCGAGCAACGUGUGGCUGCGGUACGACGGAGUGACCAUACACGGCGGCGUCGCCGCGAAGCUGCGAUACCUCGGCGUCAACGGCGUCGCGCCGACGGGCGCCGCGGCGGCGUACGAACAGCUCACUGUCUCGAGCGUCGAGCGGAGCACGCGCGAGCGGCACUUUUCAUUCAACAAGACGAACGCGGGGUCGUACGAGGUCAGCGUCGUGUUAGACGACGUCCUGAUCACCUCGGCGCCGCUCACGAUCGCGAUCGGCGGCGGCGCGCCGGUGAACCAGCUGAAUGGCACGCGCGCGGGAUUGACGACGAGGGCGUAUAAGAGCGGGACGUCCCCGCCCGCGGGCGCGGCGCAGCUCCCGAACCCGCCGCCGACGUCGUACGACUUCAUCGCGGGCGAUACGAUCAACUUUGGCGUGGACUUGAGAGAUACACACGGGAACGUCGCGACGCUGUCGCCGGCGGCGGCGCUGGUCGUGACGUACGCGCGACGAGGCGGCGGCGGAGGGAUCGCCGCGACGGCGGCGGUGACGAGGACGUUCGAAGGCGUCGGCGCCGGGUUCGGCCACACCGCCGCGGUCACGCUGACGACGACGGGGACGUACGACGUGCGCAUCACGAUAGGCGGCGUCCAGCUGUGCGUGUCGCAGACGGCGGUGAGCAACACGACCGGGCUGGUGUGCGUGCCUCCGGUGGUCGUGGCGCCGGCGACGCCGAUCGCGGCGUCGACGUCCGCGGUGACCGGCUCGGGCGUGUCCGCGGUCAUCGCCGCGGGGUCGAGCCUGAAAGUCAACGCGGUGCCGAAGGACACGCACGGGAACGCGCUCACGGAGGCGAGGAGCCGCGCGGAGGUGUCGUACACCGCGAGAGUGACGUGCGCGACGUCGCGUAGCCCGGGCGUCUCGAACGGCCAAGUGGUGGUGAACGACCGGGCGCUCGCGUACGUCGCGAACUCGGUGGACUUUUCGCACUCGGUCGGGUACACGUUGCAGCACGCGGGGACGUACACCGUCGUGGUGACGCAGACGGUGGGCGGCGUCGCGAGCGUCGUGGGGGGUGGGGGGGGCGCGACCGUGACGGUCGUCGCGGGCGCGAUCGACCACUCGCGGACGACGAUCAAAAAUUCAGCCGGUGCGAACGCGCCGUGGACCGUCGCCGCGGGCGUCGACGGCGUCGUCGUCCUGAAGACGUACGACGCGAUCGGGAACCCGGUGAUGGUCGAUCGCAGCGCUUCAUCGCGGAUCGUCGCGUCGUUCACCGGCGCGCGGGGAGGGGUGAACGCGACGUUCCGGGCGGCGGCGACGUACGACCCUCUCACUGGAUCGCACUCGUUCGCGUUCAACAUCGCCAGGGCGGACGCGUACGCGAUCGAAUACUUCGUCGACGGCGUCGUCGUUCCCGGCGGCGGGUCCGCGCUGACGAUCGCGCGCGGGUCGACCGCGUCUAUGUCGGCGAGCAUCGCGGGGGGUGCCGGAUUGAGAGCGGCUACCGCCGGCGAGCGAGCGACGUUUUUCGUGACGCCGCGCGACGCGCACGGCAACGCGUUGACGUCGGACGACGGCGUCGCCACCACCGUGACGCUGACGACGUCGAAGAACGCCGCGGGGGAGCCCGGGUGUCAGCCCGGGGUGGUGACCGCGAUCGCGUCGAGCGCGUACGCGUUCGCGUGGGACGCGACGACGGGACGGUACGAAGGGUCCUACGCGGUUGAGCAGGCGGGGACGUUGAAACUGUCCAUCGAACGCGCCGGGGUUCCGGUCCGCGGCGGCCCGUUCACGAUCCCGGUGUCGCCGGGGGUCACGCACGCGGGCUCGAGCGAGCUAAGUGGCGUCGCGCUCGGCGGCGUCGUCGUGAACACCGCGGGAUCGGUCGUCGUGCGAGCGAAGGACGCGCGCGGGAAUCAUAAAACCGCCGGCGGCGACGCGAUCUGCGCGACGCUCCGCGCGCACUCCAGCACGUCCGCGGUCGCGGAGGCGUCGCUCUCGAGCGCGUCCACGACGUUGACGGACAACGGCGACGGGACGUACCUCGUGACGUACACGCCCACGGUGGUGGGCACGUACUCGCUGUACGUCACGUUGGGAGGCGCGCACGUCGGGACGUCCCCGGUGGCGGUCCAGGCGGCGGCGGCGGUCGGCGGCGUGGAUUACACGAAGACGUACGCCGAGGGCGACGCGCUCGCGACCGCGAUCGCGGGCGCGACGAACGCGUUCACGAUCAACGCGGUGGACGCGAACGGCGUGAGCCUCGGCGCGGGCGGCAUCGCCUUCGACGUGACGUUCACGCCCGCGACCGCCGGGUCGACGACGCUGACGAUCGUUCGGAAAACGGUCGGCGCCGCGGGCGCGGACGCCACGGACGUCACGAGAGAUAACGCCGACGGCUCGUACCGCGUGACGUACACCCCGGUGGAGACGGGGACGUACGCGCUCGACGUGAAAGCGCCCGGCGCGGUCGCGAUCAAGGGGACGUGGCCGAAGACGGUGACCGUCUACGCCGGCGUCGCGUCGGCGGCGACGUCGCGGCCGUCGCGGACGACGCUCUUCCCCGCGUCCGCGGUCGCGGGGUCGACGAUCACCACGAAGAUAGAGGCGUUCGACGCGAAAGGCAACGCGCGGUGCUACGACGCGCGUUUGUUCGGCGGCGACGCGUUCAAGGUGAGCGUCGUCAACGCGCAGGACGCCGCCGCGGGCGCCGCGUUGGAGAAGACCGCCGCGCUGACGCCCAACGCCGCGGGCGGGUACUACGACGUGUCGAUGACCCCCACGAUCGCGGGGUCGUACACGGUGACGUUCAAACUGAACGGCGCGACGAUACUCGAGGGCGUGAAGACGUUCACCGUGACGCACGGCCCUCUGAACAUCGCGAACUCGAUCGUGGAGGGCGUCGGCGUCUACGGCGGCGUCGCCGGCGUCGCGUCCGAGGCGUUUGUCUACGCGAGGGACGCGCACGGGAACGCGGUCACGUCCGGUCUGACGACCGCGGACUGCCGCGCCAAGCUCAACUCUGACGCGUCGUUCAGCGCCGCGGUAUCGCUCAGCGCGAGCCUCGGGCGGUUCACCGUGCGAUGGACCGCGACGGUCCCGACGACGAGCGCGGUGGCGACGGUGGAGCUGCGCGACUCGGGCGGGAACUGGGCGGGCGCGAAAAACUCCCCGUUCGGCGGCCUCGUCUACCGCGCCGGCGCGUCCUCGGUCGCGGCCGUCACCGCCGGCACGGGCGCGACCGCGGCCAUCUCCGGCGUCGCGGCCACGUUCGUCGUCACCGUGAAGGACGCGAGCGGAAACGUCGUCGGCGUCGGCGGCGACGCCAUCUCGUCGCGCGUGCUCGUCCCGCGGUGGGGCGCCGGGACGCGCGUCGUCUCCGGCGACGUCGUCGACAACGGCGACGGCACGUACGCGGUGUCGUACGUCGCGUGGGAGACGGGCACGUUCUCGCACGAGGUCAAGCUCGGGUCUUCGCACGUCGCCGGGUCGCCGUUCAGCGUCGUGGUGACCGCGGCGGCGACGUCCGCGGCGGAGACGUUCGCGGAGGGAACGGACUCGCCCGCCGUCGCGGGGGUCGCCUCGACGUUUGUGAUUCGACCGAUGACGACGCAUAAAGUGACGCAGUCGCCCGCGGUGACGGAUAAUUUCGUCGUCACUGCGACGCCGUCGAGCUCCGCGUCCAUAACGAGCGUGGUGAAGCGCGCCGAGGCUAGCGGCGGCGGGUACGUCGUCACGUGGGCGUCGAACGUGGCGUUGCGGGACGCGCACGGGUUCGUGUCGCCGUACUCGAUCGCGGUGAAACUCGGCGGGUCGCACGUCAAGGGCAGCCCGUUCAGCGUGAAGGUCAACCCCGGGCGCGCGGUCGCGUCCAAGUCCGCGGCGUACGUCGUGACGCAGGUGGUGACGCGCAGGACGACGACGGACGGUCAGGUGUGCGGCGCGACGAGCGUGAGCGGCUACCAGUCGUGCGCGGUGGAGCGAAGUGUGAAGGCUCUCGGGCCGCACUCGAUGCUGACGCAGGCGGGGCCGAACGUCGUGUUCGUCGCCGGCGUGAAACAGAUGCUCGUCGUGCGUCUACGCGACGCGUACAACAACGACGCGACGCACGAGAGUUUCUCCGACGCCGUGGAGGUCACGACGACGAUCAACGGCGCCGCGGUCGUGACCGCGACGACGACGGACCUCGGCGAGGGCGUGCGUCAGAUUGUCUUCACGCCGACGAAGGCGGGGUCCUACGCGUUGUGGAUCGCGGUCGACGGCGUGAACAUCGGGCCGAACGCCGCGGCGUCGCUGCCCAUCGUGGUCGCGCCCGCGGCGGCCUCGCUGUCGCACUACCAAGUGUGGGGCCCCGGCGUCACGACCUCCGCGGUGGUCGGCGCGUUUCACGAGAUUCGCGUCCAGCCGCGCGACGCGUUGGGGAACGCCGUCGUCGGCGACGCGUCGCUCGUAACGUCUGGUCCUAAGACGUUACACGCGGCGAUCGUCGUGCGCGUGGGCGAGAUUUACGAGUCCACGGUGCGAUCCGUCGCGGUCACCGGGCUCACGAUAACGCACGACGCCGUCGCCGCCGCCAACUACACCGCGGGGACGUACGUGAUCAGGUUCAAACCCACGACGGUCGGCGCGCUCGUCUCGACGCUCUCCGUCGUCGACAGCGCCCCGGGGGGCGCCUCCGCCGCCGUCGGCGCCUCGCCGUACGUCGCGCCCAUCGUGAAGACGAACGCGUACGUCACCGCGAAGCUGUCCGGGUCCGGCGCGUCCGGCGCCGCGAUGGCGGUCGUCGAUCUGCCCGUCGUCGUCGUCCCCGUGGACGCCGACGGCAACGACGCGGACUUCGUCUCCGCCGCGGACGCAUCGCGCUUCGCCUUCUCGGUCUCGCCGUCCUCGCGCGCGGUCGUCGUCAAGCCGCUGACGUUUUCAUCAAACGGCGUCCUCUCCGCGAGCUGGAAAGGCACCGCCGCGGGGGACGUCACCGUGUCGGUCACGCUCGACGGCGCGCACGUCACCGGGUCGCCGCACGUGACCACCGUCGCCGCGCACUCGAGCUUUUGGACGGUGAACCCGGCGUUGUCGCGGAUGACCGGACCGGCGCUCCGAGGCGGGUACGCGGGGCAGAGUUCCUCGUUCGCGAUCGAGCUCGUCACGGACGCGGGCGCGGAUUACCCCGUCAGCGCGGAGUACGAUUGGGACGCCGCGGUGGUGUGCCCGCCCGGGCAGCCGAGCAAAGGCCUCGUGAAGAUCACGCGCGACGGCGCGCCCAUGACGGCGAACGUCAUCGACGACUGCGACGGCACGUACACCGUGAGCAUCUCGCACGCGCGCACGGGGAUCGUGUCGUACGUCGGGAUGCUCGGGCCGAUGCCCGGGAACCCGACGUCGGACCGCCCGAUCGGCGGCGUCGGACCGCUGAGCAGCGUGCACGCCGUUCGCGUGUAUUCGGGCGCGACGUCCGACGUCCGCGUCGCGUGGGCGGCGGACGUCGCCGACGGCGUCGGCCGCGUCAACGAGGCGAUCGUCUUCACCGUGACACCGCUCGAUUCGCACGGGAACGAGGUGGAUUAUAAAGUGUUUCCGAAGGACGACUUCGCCGUCGUCGUCACCGUCGACGGCGGGCGUUACGUCGAGUCCGUGCCGAUCACGCGGCGCACUCGAGCGCACGCGAGCGGCGUCGCCGGGUUGGAGACGACCUACUACGUCGCUCGUUUCGACCCGAGAGACGCGGGGAAGCACGCGUUCAAGUGCACGUUCACCGGCGGCUCUUCGUCGGAGACGGUCGUCGACGUCCGGCCCGGGACACCGUACGUCAACACGACGACGGUGUGGGGCGACGCCGUGCGCGUGAUCAAAGCCGGCGAGGCGAGCGCGAUUCGCGUGCUUCUGAAGGACGCCAAGGGAAACCCCGCGGGCGACGGCGCGUACGUCUCCGCCUUCGACUCGGCGCUGCACCCGCAUCAUUACCUCGGCGGCGCGGUGCCGAUCGUGGAGAGCGUCCUCAUCCCGCAGGGCGCGAACGCGUCGGCGGGGUACGUCGCGAACACGACGAUCGACGUCAUGGACCAGACGUACGUCAGCACGUUCAACGUCACGCGACCCGGGAAUCACACGCUUCGCGUGCUGCUCUACGGCUUCGAAGUCGCGCUCGGGGUGGACUACGAGGGCACCGUCGUCGUCGCCGGGAGCGCGGACGCGGUCAACAGCACCGCGUCGGGCCCGGGCGUCGGCGAGAGAGGCCUCCCGAUCGCCGCGGGGACCGCGACGACGUUCACGAUCACCGCGAGGGACGCGCUCGGGAACCCGCUCACGCCCGUCUCCGGCGCCGCGUUUAGCGUCGUCGGACGCGUCGCGACCUCCGCGAACCCCUCGUCAACGAACGCGUCGGACUGGACCGCGAACGCGACGCACGGGCUGGUGUCGUCCGUCCCCGUGGACAACGGCGACGGGACGUACACCGCGUCAUUCGCGCCGACGCGCGCGGGGAAGUACUUGCUGUCCGUGACGCACGGGACGACGCACUUCGCCGGGUCGCCGUUUUUAGUGACGGUCAACGCGGGGGCGUCGUCCGCGGCGCAUUCCACGAUCGAAUGCGGCGCGUUGACGCCGGCGGCGUGCGCCGUGGACGGCGGCGGCGUCGCCGCGGGCGCGACGGAGAAGUUCUACGUCGUCGUGAGAGACGCGCUCGGGAACGUGCAGACGCACGCGGACGACAAGGUGUACUACGCGUUCACGAGCACGGGCGGGUACGUCGCCGAGGGCGUCGCGACCGCGGUGGCGAAUACCCCCGGCUGGUACGAAGUCGCCGUCGCGCCGCGCGUCGUCGGCGCCGGCGCGCUUCGCGUCGCGCUCGACGCCGGCGUCGUGACGAACGCUGCCGUCGCCGUGGUCGCGGGCGCGGCGGACGUCUCGAAGUUCACGCUGACGUGCGCCGGGGUGCCGACGACGUCCGCGGGCGCGACGUACGCGGUCGUCGCCGCCGCGUUUGACGCCAACAAUAACCGCGUCUUGACGGGCGGCGCCGCCGUGAAAUUGUUUUUGGAUCCGACCGCGCCCGGCGGGGCUUUCACCGAGGUUCUCCUCGCGGACGCCGCGGACGGGACGUACGUCGGGAGCUACGCGCUCACGACGCCGGGGACUCACGUCGCGAGCCUGCAGCUCGCGGGCGCGAAGAAGAACGUCACGUUCACCGUCGUCGCGGGCGACGUCGCGUUCGGCCGCGCGCCCGCCGCGUCUGCGGCGCGCGACGGCGUCACCGGCGGCACCGUCGGUCCGUUCGUCGCCGGAAAGCUCUCUUCGAUCGCGCUGCAGUUCACGGACAAAUACGGGAACGUGCGGUACGACGCGAACGACGUGUCUUCCGGGACGCUGACGCUGAAGAUCACGAACGACGACGACGGCGCGACGACCUCGGUCCCCGUCUCCGGCGUGACGUUCAACUCGCAAUCGCACGCGGUGGUCGGGACGCGCGGGACGCACAACGUCACGUUCACGCCGACGAUAUCCGGCGCGCUCUCGAUCCACUUCGCGAAGAACGGCGCGUCGCUGAUCGACCCGUCGACGAACCAGACGUACGUCGCGGUGGUGAAGCCCGCGGCGCCGAGCGCGGCGAACACGCUCGUCUACGGCGCCGGAGCGACCGCCGCGGCGAUGACCAAAGCGAGCGUCGUCAACGUCGUCGCCGCGGAUGCCCACGGGAACAAAAUUCUGCACGAUCUCCCGCGCGUCGGCGACCGGCCGAUCGCGUACAGCUUUCGCUUCGCGGCGACGUCCGGCGGGAGCGCGCCGAACGCGGCCGCGCUCGCGGCGAUCCCGCAGAGCGCGGCGUACUACGGCUUCGGGGUCACGACGCUGUACUACACGCCGCCGACGCACGCGAGUCAGUAUUAUCUCAACGUCAAAGUGCUCGCGGACGGCGUCGCGCUCCCCGGCGCCGGGCGGGACGUUCUCGUGACGCCCUCCAGGCCCGUGGACGCGAUGAAGACCAUCGCGCUCGAUCGCACCCUACGACCGAUCAACGCCGCCGCCGCCGUUCGAGGCGCGGUCGCGAACGAGGCGUUCAAGAUGCUGAUCGAGGCGAGGGACGACAACGGCGCGCCUCUCGGCGCGUCCGCCGCGAGCUUCGUCCGCGUCAGCGUCACCCCGCUCGUCGUCGCGGGGAGCGCCGCGUACGCGACGCACAGGACGGAGCUCACGUCCGAAGGGCGCGUCGCGGUGUACGUCACCGCGACCGUCGCCGGGGAGUACUCCGUGUACGUCGAGGUGAACGUCGCGGGAAGCUGGCAGGCGCUCGGGGGAAACUGGGCGGCGUUCACCGACGCCGGCCGCGGGAGCGUUCGUCUCGCCGUCGCCGCGGAUAAGACGGACGCGACGAAAGUCGUCGCGACGCACCUGCCCGCGAACGCGGUCGCGGGCGCGACGAGCACGCUGCGCCUGCGGAGCCGCGACGUGGGCUCGAACCCCGCGUACGCCGCGGGAAGAGGCGCGGACUACUACCGAGUGACGCUGAAGCGUUCCAACGGCGCGGAUGAAAUCGUCGCGGCGUUCGCGACCGAUCACGGCGACGGCGACUACGAUUUCUCGUUCACCGCGCACCGCGCCGGGACGUACGCGACGCGCGUCUCCCUGCACGGCGGCGUCGACGUGAACGUCGGGAACGUCGUCGUCGUCCACGCGCCGAGCGCGCACGCGGCGAGCACGAGCGUGUCGCCGCCGCUCGCGACGGCGGCGACGAUGGGACGCGCGGGCGAGCUCUACCGACUCACGCUCACCGCGAUGGACGCGCUCGGGAACGUGCACAGCGCGGGCGAUCAAACGUGGACGAUGACCGUGACGCCGCCGACGGGCGCGUCCGCGAUCGACGCGAACGUCGCCGCGAACGCGGACGGGACGUACGCCGCGACGUUCACCCCGCGUAAGGUUGGGACGCACGUCGUGUCGAUCGCGCACUCGAGCGGCGUCGUCGUGCUCUCGAGCUUCAAAGCGACCAUCUCGCCCGGGGUGAUCGCGAAAGAGCGCGUGGGCGCGACCGGGACGAUCCUCCACGCCGCCGCGACCGCGAACUCGGUCGCUCUCGUGCUGCGAGACUACCACAACAACGUCGUGACGAACGCGACGGAGGCGACGGGCGGCGACGUCGCGUUGUCGAUUCCCGGCGUGAACGGCGCCACGGUGACGCCGACGAUCGCCGCCGUCUCCGGCGGCGGUUUCGACGCGAGCUUCAUCGUGCCCGUCGUCGGGUCGUUCAACCUGAACGCGCUCGUUCGAACGGUCGCGGCGACCCGCGCGCCGUUCGUCCUGGACGUCGCGCGAGCGCCCGCGCCGCGGCUGCUGGCGGCGCGCGUCGACGUCGGGAAGAUGAAAUUCGAUCUGACGUUUGCGACGCCCGCGGACGCCGCCCCGCGCGCGUGCGCCGCGGUCCUCACGACCGCGACGACGACCGCGGUCGGCACCGGCGCGACGUGCGCGUGGGCGGACGACAAGACGCUCUCCGUCUACUUCGGCCCGGACGCGACGCUCGCGCCCGGCGAUCACGUCGUGCUGAUGCCCGGGGUGAUCGCCGACGCGAGCGGAAGCUCGCACGGCGCCACCGGCGUGACGCGUUUGCUCGCUCCGAGCUCGAUCACGCCCCCCGUCGCGUCGAUAUCCGCCCCGAGCGCGGUCGGGCCGUGCGACAACAUCGCGUUCGACGUCUCCGGGUCCUCCGGCGGCGGCGGACGAAAGUUGCGAUACGAGUUUGGGAUCGUCGCGAACGACGCGACCGCGGACGUCGGCGUCGUCGUCGCCGCGCUGAAAGCCGCGGCGGCGGCGGCGGCGGCGGCGAGCUCGGACGUCGUGACGCUGAGCUCUAACGUCAUGACCGCGGGCGUUUCCUACAACCUCACGCUCCAGGUCACGGACUAUCUCGGCAGCGCGCACAAGGUGCAUCACGGGUUCGUGAAGCGCGCGUACCCGACGCCGAUCGCGCGCGUGCUGGGCGGCGAGGAUCGGACGAUUCGACGCGGGCACGCGCUCUCGCUCGAGGCGGACGUCUCUCUCCCCGACGUCUCGUGCGCGUCGUUCCCUGCGGUCGCGAACGUGACGUACGAGUGGACGUUGAUCGGCGGUCCGGUGUUGACGACCAAGGACUUUCCGUCGAACGAUGUGCACGUGGCGUAUAACAAAACGCUCCGAACGCGGGCGUUAUACGUCCCCCCCAAGGUUCUCGCCGGCGGGUUCAAGUACACCUGGCGUCUGCGGACGUCGUCCGGGACGAACCCGGGGUUUUACUCGGACGUCACCGCGUCCGCGACGGUCACGGUCGGCGCGAUCGACGCGAACCCGAUCACCGGGGUCGAUCGAACCGCAUUCAUCGGGGCGCCGCUCCUGCUCGGCGUCGAUCCGGUCGACCCGGACGACGCGAGGGACACGAAGGGCGCUCCGUAUUCGUUCACGUACGCGUGGUCGUGCGCGUUGAGUUCGGGCGGCGCGUGCGGUUUACCCGCGGAUAAAGUCCCCGGCACGUUUUACUCCCCGACGGCGUCGACGGUAACGCUCCCCGCCGCGACGUUAACGUCAGGCAAAGAAUACGUCUUCAGCGUCGUCGUCGCGAAAGAGCCGAGCGUCGCGGGACGGUCCGUGACGGUCGCGAUGCGCGUCAAGGCGGCGACGGGCCCGAGCGUUUUGGUCGGCGCCGCGUCGCGCGCUUCGAACGCGUCGAUCGUCGUCUCCGGGCCGUCCGCCGGCUUAGUCUCCCCGAGCGAGCGCGUGACGCUCCGCGCGGACGUGCGCGACUGCCCCACGGGCGCGAGCGCGUGUUCCGUGACGUGGUCGUGCGUCGCCGGCGGGCUCAACCUCGGCGCCGCCGCGGAGCUCGGCUUCGCGGACGCGCUCCUGACGAUUAAGAAGGACGCGCUGACGCCGGGGCGGACGUACACGUUCCGCGCGAGCGGCGGCGGGCACGCCGCGGGUCUGCACGGGGACGUCGUCGUCACCGCGAACGCGCCGCCGCGUGGCGGUACCAUAACGGCCACGGCCUCGCCAUUUUCGACCGCGGUGACGUCGCGGCUGUGGGACGCGAGCGGCGGCUUCGGCGGUCUCGGCCGCUUCGUCGCGCGCGCGGACGGGUGGUCGGACCAAUCCGAUCACCUCCCGCUGUCGUACACGUUCUACAAGAAAACCGGCGCCGGCGCGACGCUCACGCGCCGCCCGCUGAGCGCGCCGCAGGCGUCCAACGUCAUCGACGCGCUCCUCCCCGCGGGAACGCACGACAUCGAAGUCGUCGUCGCCGACGCGUACGGCGCGGCGACGACGGCGAGAGUCGCCGUGACGGUGUCGAACCCGAACCCGCCCGCGGGCCGUCGACGGCUCUUAUCGUCGCCGAGCGGCGGCGCCGCCGCGGUCGAGAUCUCCACGGCGGGGUACAACGUCACGACCGCGCGCGCGUUCAUCGCGGACGUGUUGCGGCCGUACGUCGACCGAGGCGCCGCCGCGCAAGUGUUACAGGCGGCGACCGAAUACGCCGCCGCGUUCAAGGCGAGUCCCGGCGUCGCGGGCGUCGUGAACACGACGUGCGUCGCCGCGGACGAGAUCGCGCCGCAGCACGCCGUCGUCGCGGCCGCGAUCCUGGACGCGAUUGCGACCACGGAACGCACCGCGGAGGGCGCGACGCAGACGCUGUGCGCGCUGUCGGAUCUCUCGUCGGAUCCGCGGACGGUGACGUUUAAUUCGUCGUCGUCGACGGCGAACGCGAUCGACGCGGUGACGGCGUUGACGGCGGAAGCCUCGCGCGCGACGGACCCCGUCGCGGCCGCGUGCGCGAUCGCGCUCGCGUCGAACCUUCUCGCGGUCACUCGGUCCACGUGUUUGGCCGCGUCCGCGUCCGCCGGCUUCGUCGCGAGCGCGGCGGCGACGAUCACCGCGGCGGUGGACGAGGUCGUCGCGGCGGCGGCGACGACGCUGCUCCCCGGCGCGCCAGCGUUCGUCGCGGACGCGACGCACGUCUCGAUCGCGGUUCGAACCGCGGAGCCGUCCGCGAACGUCGGGCUCCCGCUCGCGGUCGCGCUUACGUCCGGGAAGGCGUCCGUGACGUUCGAUUUCAACUCGACCAAGACGGGCGCGUCGUUCCCUAACGCGACGACGGGCGCGAUGGUCGGCUCGUUGAAGCGUCUGAGGAAUAAGUAUGGCGCGACGCCGGCGUACGCGUCGUCUGGGGUCGGCGAGCGGCUCGUGAGCGAUUACGUCGUCCUCGGCGUGUCCCACCCGGACUUCGCCGCGGUCGCGGACGCGAUGAAGACGACGACGGUGACGAUGUCGUACGACGCGGCGGCGCGGAACCACGCGAACAACUCGGGGCGGUAUCCGGACGUUCGGUUCUACGACGCCGGGCUCGGCGCCGCGCUUCAAAAUUUCGUUCCGAACGCGAGCUCGACGUGGGUCGAAGACCCGGUGUCGUACGACGGGUGGGGGUCGUACUCGGGGUGGAAAGACGUCGGCGCGACGACCGCGCGGUCGACGGAGACGACGGCGAGCGCCUCGGCGACGAACGCGUUCGCCGGCGUCGGCCCCGGCGCCGGGAGCACGUUCGGCGUCGUCAUGAUCAACGCCAACGCGCCGCCGCGUCCGUCGCCGCCGCCGAGCCCGCCGCCGCCGCCGCCCCUCGCGCCUCCGGUGCCGUCGCCGCCGCCGCCGCCGCCCGCGGCGCCGCCGAAGGACAUGACGCAGACGUACAUCGCCCUCGGCGCGGGUUUGGGCAGCGGAUUCAUCUUCUUGUACUUUUUGUACUCGAGAUAUACGGCGAACCAACGCGCGAAGAAGGCGGAGGAUCGACGCCGGCACGGGCCGCGUCAGAGGGAGCGGGAGAAGCGACGCAAGGAGCGCAAGAAGCUGCACAUGGAACGCAGAAGAGAGUGGGAGGAGGCGCGCCGGGAGAAAAUGGAGGCGAAGCGCAUUUUCGACCAGCAGCGGAAGCGCGCGCAGGUCAUGAAUUGGAUCCGCGGGCAGCGCCCCGACCGCGUGUCGUUCGAACCGCACGCGCGCGGGCGCGACGUCGACCUCGAGAGAGGCGAAGGCGGCGCGCGCAACAUCAUGUACCCCGAGCGCCCGCACAGGGACGAUCGGAAGAGGGAUAAGAAGAAAGAGAAGAAGAAGAAUAAGGUGUACCCUGCGACGCGCGGCGGGCCGCGCCCGGCGCCGCCGCCGCCGCGGCAGCUCACCGCGGAUUCGCUGGACAGCGCGUACGGCGGUCAGAGGCGGCUGCGGGAUCAGUACCGGGAUCCGCGUGCGAGGCUGGACACGCCGCCGGAUUACGAGCGGCGGUAUUGAGAUAUUAGAUACAUAGCGACAUAGGUACAUAGGGGCGUCGAGUGAAUGCUAGCUACCUCGCGUUGAAACGAGACUAAUAAUUUAAAGA